Molecule: messenger RNA, 7944 nt
Organism: Penicillium hordei
Lineage: Eukaryota; Fungi; Ascomycota; Eurotiomycetes; Eurotiales; Aspergillaceae
Exons: 2
Coding region: 1-7944 (2647 amino acids)
Biological process (GO): secondary metabolite biosynthetic process; amino acid activation for nonribosomal peptide biosynthetic process
Cellular component (GO): cytoplasm
Molecular function (GO): catalytic activity; phosphopantetheine binding
Source: RefSeq, a predicted model, not a curated record
AUGUCAGCUCAGACCAAGCCAUGGAAAUGCUCUUUGCAGCCGUCAGCUCACUUGGAAGGACCAAACAUCCCAACCACUGCAUUCUCAUUGCAGACCGAGACGAGUCAAUCUUUGGGUCUCCAGAGUGCGCAGUUUGACGUCAGUUGUUUGCAGGGAGUGGGAAAAUCAGAUGGUAUCAGUCUCUUGAUUCAUGGAUAUGCCCGUUGGAUUAUGUCCGUGAGUGAUCAAAGUCACAUCUCGUUUUGGAUCAUGGCGGAGGAUGCAGAUUCAACCGCGAGAUACGCAAUCGUGAUAGCGCAGCGCACAGCUGAACCUCAAGCUCUCACGUGGGAGGCGUACGAGGCUGCUCUUGAAGGAACGGAUAACGUGGAAUUCGGAAUGCGCCUUGUAGAGGCAGCAGACAUGGCGGUGGAUUUGCCAAAUUCCAUUCGAGUACUAUUGUGCAUUGAUUUGCACUCGUUGCGUGGCAAUCUCACCUAUCGAGGGAAAUUGGAGGAGGGAAUGACUAUAUCAAGUUUUGAUCGGCUGGAAUUCUAUAUGCAACAAACGAAAGACAAGGAUUCCAGUGCCACCUUUUGGAGAAAGGAGCUGGCGGAGUUUGUGGGCUGUCCUGAAAGAAAUUUUCCCACGAUAUCCUGUGACCGUUUGGUCGCCUUAACCGGUAGCACUCCAGUGCUGACGCAAACACUCGCACUGGGUGUGUCGUGGAAAAGGUUGGAGAGCCUGGCACAAGAAUCUCAUCUGACCUCACCCGUCUCAAUGAUUCGUGCGGCAUUUGCAUGUAUCCUAUCCGAAUAUAUCGAGUCAGACAGGGUGAUCCUAGGGGAUUGGCCAUUGUCAAAUCCUAGAGAUAGCGACUCUAUAACCCCACUCCCAAUUUUGAUUUCCGCCGAUGAUGCUGUGAUAGACUUGCUAUCUCGAAUUGAUGGAUUCGCCGCAAGAGGAGCCACGCUCCCAACCCUGCCUUUUGAAGAGCUUCGUGAGAUUCUGCGUAUUUCGUCAAACAGUACACCAUACAAUGCGCUCUUUACGCAUCAAUCUGAUGCUUCAACUUGUCAGAACUUGGACGUGGAAUCAUACGAGACACGUAUGGCAUCCUUCAGCGCUCCGAUGCAGCUCAACUUCCAACGUUCAGAACAGGGCGUGCCCAUCUGUACCCUAUAUGUCAAAGCUGAUUUGAUGGAUACACCCCAUUUGGAGCUGGUGCUAAGACAGAUCAAUGCUCUCAUUGUUGUCAUGUCUUCCCAACAAGCCCAAUUAGUUCGGGAUCUUACACAAUCCUUUCCCAAUGACCUGCUUUCGGUCCACUCACCGUUGGCUAGUAGCCAACUCCAACAAGCCCCCCUCAUAUCCCCUGCACAUUGGGUCGACCAUUGGGCAUCCAGUAAUCCCACGUGGAGUGCCCUCGAGAUAAUAGAGAAUAUCAGUGAGAACGAGACUCUUUCUCAAACAUGGACGUACGAUGAACUGUCCCAAACCUCCAAUCAGCUAUGUGCAUGGCUUAAAGCUCAUGGAUGGCGCAAUCGGUCCAUUGCAGUCUGCCUCAGUCGCUCUUUCAUGGCCUAUGCACUUGUUCUGGCAAUUUGGAAAAGUGGAAAUUGCUAUGUGCCUGUGGCAGAAGAUCUCCCGGCGGCGCGCCAGAUCUUCCUUCUCACAGACAGUGGUGCUAUGGCAUUUUUCACGGACAAGAGCAUCACUAAGACAAUUGUCCCUCCUGAGAAUUGUCUAGUGAUUGAUAUUGAAGACCCCGAGCUUCUUGAACAUACCUGGGUAAUUGAACCAGCCACUGAAUUCAAUCCUAAACCAACUGAUGACUGUUAUCUUCUUUACACCUCUGGGUCAACAGGGACGCCCAAAGGCGUGCUUGUCAGUCGGGGAAAUCUCUCUGCCUUUACUGAAGCGCAGUCAGAAUAUAUCUGUCGGGAUGUACCAGAUACCCUAAAGUUGAAAGGCACAGGAAGUUAUCUUGCGCAUGCCAGUCGGGCCUUCGAUGUACACAUCUGUGAGAUGGUGCUAGGCUGGCGACAUGGCCUUCGUCUGGUAACAGGUCCUCGGACCAUGCUUUUAGACAACUUAUUUCUAGUUCUGAGUCGACUGAGGAUCAGUCAUGCCGGAUUUGUUCCUUCACUCCUUGAGCAUGCUGGUCUUAGCGCUGAGCAGCUCCCGGAUCUGCGAUAUCUCGGCGUCGGAGGGGAGAAGAUCUCAGAGACAAUCAUUGAGCGCUUCGUUGGCAAACCAUCUAUUGCACUCGUGAACGCAUACGGUCCGACUGAGGUGACAAUUGGGAUGACAAGCCACACGGUAACGCCUCGGUCUACUGUGCGCAAUAUUGGUACGGCUGUAGGUAAUAUAACAAUUCACGUUUUGGAGCCUGACACGACGAGAUAUGUCAAGCGAGGCCAGGCAGGAGAGCUCUGCGUGACGGGUGAUUUAGUCGCUAAUGGGUACCAUCACAGACCCGACGCAGGCGGCUUCACUGAUUUGAAUGGGCAACAAAUGUACCGCACUGGAGAUAUUGUGCGCUUGAUGGCCAACAACUGCAUUGAGUACCUGGGCCGGCAAGAUAGCCAGGCUAAAAUACGUGGUCAGCGUCUUGAGCUCGAAGAGGUUUCAGUGGUGGUCCGUCGGUGUACAGAUUUUCCAGUCAAUGUCACCUCAAUAGUGGCGCCCUCUCCAAUUACGAAACGCCCUCAGUUAAUCUCCUUCAUCAGUUCUUCCAGUAACCGACCAAAAGAUACUGCAACACAACCCACUUUUCUAAAGGACAGAUACCAGAAAUGGGUGCCAAAUAUUUUGGCGCGCUGCCGCGUUGAACUACCUGCGUAUAUGGUGCCCAGUGUCUUGCUCACUGUUAGUUCAAUUCCAAUUCAAAUCUCAGGGAAAGCAGACAACCGUCGUCUAGUGGCACUAUAUGAAAGUAUCCCUGUGUCAGAUCUGCUUCUGGGGUCCGGAGAGACAGCCACUCAGCUUGCUCGGGCGAUCAUGGAGGCAGAUACCACAGCUUUGACAACAGACGAGGAGCAGGUUCGUGAUAUCCUCUGCUCUCAGCUGCAAGUGGGACCAAAGAGUAUCACCAGAGCCUCGAACAUAUUUCAGCUUGGGAUCGAUAGCCUCGCUUCUCUCGGUGUGGCUGCCAAGAUGCGCAAGGCGGGCUAUGUUUGUGCGGCGGGCGAUGUUCUUUCCAAUCCUACAAUUGUACGGCUUGCACGUUUGCCGAGAACCUACGGAGCCCCAGGCCAAGGAUCUAGAGAAUUAUUCUCGGACCAAUCAGAUGAAGCUUCACGGAAAAUGAAGGAACUUGACCAAGUCUUCCGAAUAUCCCAGAAACAAUUCGCAGGCGCCUGUAUUUCUGUGGUUCGGUCAUGUCUUCCUCUUCAGGAGAGUAUUGUCUCCAAUUCCGUGGGCAGCCCAGUCCCCUUGUAUGUCAAUCACAUCAUGUGCCGUUUGGGGUCGGGUAUCACGCUUCCUGCGCUGAGAAUGGCUUUUGAAGACUUGAUACAUGAGAAUGAGAUUCUGCGCACCUGCUUCCAUGUCGCAGAUGACAGGAUAGUACAGGUUGUUUUGAAACCUCGUGCUGUUAGCACCCCAUGGACCGAGAUCCCUGUAUCGGACGAAAGCACCGCUCGGAGUCUGUUUAACAGUGUUCAAACUGGGAUCGCAUCAAGCAUCGUCCGCCAAAUUGAGACCAAGCCCCCACUACAUCUUCUUGCGGCCAGCGCAGCAAACAACGAGGGAUCGGGGUGGUUAAUGCUGUCCAUCCAUCAUUCCAUCUUUGAUGGUGCCAGUAUGGAUAUCUUCCUCAGCCGGCUUCACCAGCACUACACUGGGGAGACAGCCAUGACCCCAGUUGAUCUCACCCCACUUUAUCAUUAUUUUGCUACCAAUGACGCAAAGCAAGCCGAGCAAUUUUGGACUCACUAUCUAUCUGGUUGCCUACCAGGUAUCAUUCCCAGUCAUGGAGAAAAUGAUGGUUCAUAUGAAAUUGUCCAGAAGAAGUUAGCUUUCCCAUUAUCCAAAAUCUCCCAAUACGCCUCCCAAAAUUCCACUACCGCGUCCAUGGUUUUGGAAACAGUUUGGGCAAUCACAUUGGCAAGGCACCUGAACCAAAGGGACAUCAUCUAUGGGCGAGUAAUGAAUGGCAGAGGGAUUCCAGUAGGGUCAGUGGAAUCAAUGCUGAUCCCCCUCGUCACAACGGUCCCUGGUCGGUUUAAGAUUCCUUCUGGUCAAUCGAGAGUGCUUGACCAGAUAAAGAUGCACACUGAGGCCAUUAUUGGAUCCCUACCAUACCAACAUACACCACUUCGCGAUAUUCAGCGAUACGCUAAUGCGUCCGGUCCACUUUUCAACUCGAUGUUUUCAUAUCUUGCAUCUGGUCCUCGGUCACCAGCUUACAAUAUGUUGUUGGAAAUGGACAGUUCCAUGUCAGUGGACUACCCUCUUGCUCUGGAGAUUAAAGCGGAGUCAGAUCACGACGCAGUCACUUUGCGCUUGAGGAUUUCCAGUGACGAUUCUUCCACCGAGCAAGGCCAUGCGUUGGUCGACGCAAUCUCCACUCUUGUUGAAGACUUGCUCUCUGAUGGGGAUGCCAUCAUUGAUGCUGGAACGAUCUCUCAACAACAGAGAAAAGAGCAGGUCAGAUGGGACGAAACGCAAUGGACCGAAAGUGAAACCGUUAUUCGCCGAGCUGUGGCUGAGACUACCGGUAUUCCUGAGUUACAGGUAUCGAAGAAUGUGUCAUUCUUCGCUUUGGGAAUUGACUCUGUCAUUUCCAUUCAUCUGGCUCGGCGCUUACAGGAGAAUGGACUUAAAGUGUCUUCCAGUGAUAUUCUGAGAUACCCAUCUAUCGGCACUCUCCACAAGUCCUUGGAUGACACAAACGUCGUCUCCAGUAUACCGCUCAUUGAGAAGACUACCGUUGAUCAAGACUUGUGUGUUGAUCUGUUCGAUACAGACGACUCAAUUAUUGAAACCUAUCACUGCACACCCUUACAAACAGCAAUGAUUGGCCAAUGUUUGAGCUCCGAGGGCAAAGGAUAUGUCCACCACCAUUCAGUUGAGCUUGCAAGCACAAUCAACAUCGAUAAAUUGAUCAAUGCCUGGAAAAAUGUAGUCCAACAGGUCGAUAUCCUUCGUACCUCAUUUCACCGGCCCCAGGCAAGCCGUGAAUUCCAUGCUGCAGUCCAUCAAUCUGCUGUCAUACAGUGGUCACAUUAUGAACAUGUUGUAUCACUUCCUGAGGCUGUUGAGCAAAUAUCCCAGCGAGCUGCCUACCCGAACAUCAAAAGUUUUAACAGACCCCCAUGGCAGAUCAUUUUUCUCACUGGACCUUCCCAGCGACUUAUGGUUGUAACUAUGCAUCACUGUCUUUACGACGGGUUUUCUCUUGCCAUGCUCUUUACUUGUGUGGAGCAACAUUACCAUGGUCAUCAAAGCCGUGUUGACUCGUUCGCACCAGUAGCACGUCAGAUCACAUCGACGCAAGAAUCAUCUGUCCAGUUUUGGGCUGAUGUAGUAGCAGGAUACCAAUACCCACAACUACAGUCUCCUCCAGCCUCUACCCCAACGACCAGUGUCCAGUGGGCAGAGACCAAGCUUGAGAGCUCAGUAGCCACAUUGCAACGUCAAUGCGGCUCACUUGAUGUUACCUUACAGACCGUGGCGCUGCUUGCUUUUGGGAGGUCAUUGGCAUUACUUCUUGGUCAGCGAGACGUUGUUUUUGGUCACGUAGUAUCAGGACGAGGAUUUGAUGUUGAUCCUACGGCUUCAGUUAUUGGCCCGCUGUUCAAUACCGUACCCUUCCGCUUGAAACUUGGUUCUGCUUCGCAGAGCAUCCGAACGGCCUUGAGAGAUAUCCAAAUGUUUUGCAUCGACUCCCAACCUCACCACCAUGCCCCGUUAAGCCUCAUUCAAAAGAGAUGGCGGCUGACAACUAACGGAGACAACUCAUCAUUAUUCGAUGCCAUUUUUACUUUCAACAAAUCAAAAGAUUCAAAGAAAGACCCAUUUUUCCAACCCUACUUAUUUACUCGCAAGCCGGAUGUUCCCCACCACCGCCUGAAUGUGGAAUUCGACCAUACUAACGAAUGUCUUGUGAUCCGGGUAACCAGUCGCGAUUUCCUGAAUAACCACGAGCUGCGCAUUUGGAUACAGAAUCUUGCUAGGGAUAUUGAGAAUUCCAUUUUAUCUGAAAAUGAGCAAGUUCUCAAUAUCCCUUCUGGGCUCGGUGAUUUGCCCUUGGUCGCCACGGGUCCGCAUCAAGAUGCUGAGCAGCCUGUAGACACACUUGUCCUGGGCCAAAACGUGCAAAUACUUAGGAAAGUCCUUUCAAAUAUUACCCAAAUAUCGAUGAACACAAUUCAGGAGGGGAACAGUGUCUUCGCUCUUGGAGUCGACUCCAUCUUGGCGCUAGAUGUUAGUGCUCGUUGUCGCGAGGCUGGACUGAUGGUCUCAGUGGCCGAUAUUCUUCAAGGGCGGACAAUUCGGGGAAUCGCGAUGCUCGUUGCCAAUAAGCCCACUCAAACUCUUGGGUCAGCAAAAGUGGUGAAAUCCAAUAUUUCCAUUGUCGACUCGGAUCCAAAAAUCAAAGCAUUGGAUGUACUGGGUCUAUCUGAAGAUAGCGUGGAAGCAGUCAUGUCUUGCCUUAGCGGCCAAUUAUUCUACAUAUCUGCGUGGCUCCAAAGCAAACGACAACUGUGGGAAUUCACGUUUUCGUUUAACAGUCGCAUUAAGCUUGACCCGGAACAAAUUCAAGACGCCUGGCUACAGCUACAGAGGAGACACGCAAUCCUUCGCACGUCAUUCGCAGCCGUGUCUUCAAAUGAAGUCUUACAGGUUGUGCAAAAAGCGAGCAAAGCCAAUGGAGAAGUUCAAAUGUACAAUGAGCAAUCCACUGGAGACCUGAAUGCGUUGGUUCAAGACUUGGUUCAUCGCAUUGCUCGUAGCCCUUCGGAUCUCUUCACACCUCCUGCUCGGCUACAUAUAAUCCAGCACCCCAACUCGGAUGUUCUUGUACUUACCUUGCAUCAUGCUUUGUAUGACGCUUGGGCGAUUACAAUCCUUGUCAAAGAGCUAGAAGCGUUGUACCAGGGAGAGAACCUAGCACCUCCAUGUGAGUUUCCUUCGUUCGUAACCAGCACUCUUCAAGCAGCGAACUCCGAAUCCACACAAAGCUACUGGGAAGGUGUACUCCGAAUGGGUCAACGGACUAUCCUCGGACCAGGUAUUGCUAGUCAUGAGGGUGCUCUCCACGUUCGAUCCUCUGAGCGCAUCUUCUCUCGCAAGCUCAACGAAAUACAAGUUCAAUGCCGGAGACUCGAAGUUUCCGUGCCGUCUUUGAUUCUGCUGGCAGUGGGUCGCAGUCUUGCGCGUACCGCUGAUAUUUCUCAUCCAACAUUUGGCCUUUUCCAAUCUGGGCGCUCAAGCGAGUAUCCCCGAAUCCAAGAUAUGGCAGGUCCUACCGUUAACUUGCUACCACUGGUAAUCCCAGAUGCUGCGACAUCCCCAACUCCACAGGCUUUGGUCGCCAUGCAGCAUGACUUGGUUCAGCGGAAUCUCCAUGAUCAGGCCGAUCUUCGGACUCUCUGUGAUAAAAUGAAAGCAUUGGGGAAUGAGCUGCAAUUUAACGUCAUCGUCAACAUUGUUUGGGGUCAACUCAAUGGUUCUGCUGCUGAACAAGACAACGAUUCUAUUUUCGUCCCCUUACCCGUCGACUCUCCAAUUGAUUCUAAGUUUGAAGAACCACCGGUCGGGAAGACCUCUGUUGAUCAAUUUGACUGGAAAGGUCUGCCCGGCAUUGGUGCUAUCUAUUUAGAGGUGAGCUCUAGCGAGCGAGACGAUGCGCUGUUGUGGAAAGUUGAGUAUACACCGGAUUUGAUCUCAGAUGAUCAGGCUGAGCUAUUUUUGGAUACUCUGGAAAAGGAGAUGAAAAAGAUUGGAGAGGCUUGA